AUGAAAGCGAAAUGCACGUGCUCGAGCUGCUCUCGUUAUUACUGCGUGGAGAUCGAGGCAAUUAAUACCAGCAGCAUUUCUCAAACUUUGAGUCUAUUUAUAAGAAUAUUUGUUUUAUUGGGUCAAAUGCCUUGUAGACCAUGUGGUGUUCUCCUUCCGUUAUGGUACCAGUGUAUUUAGAGCCAAGCGCGCGCAGGGUAAUGUGGCCCGUUAUACCGUUUGAGCAGCACGUUUGGUUUGCUACUAACGACACGGUCGAGUAUCAGGAGCAUUGCCUGUCUGUUGACAACGGAAGGAAAUUUUUGUUGUGCAAGUCUGUGUAUGAUCUUGUGAAAAUCAGCCACUUCAUGGAGUUGAAUGAUCCAAAGUUGCUUGGCUGGUAUUUCUCUUUACCUGCAGAAGACAGGAAACUAAUGCAAGAAGAAGGAGGGCUCCAUCAAUUUUUGAAACAACAUCCUGCUCUUGAAGUACAUGGACAUAUUGUUCAUUUAAAACAGCUUGGCGUAGGAAAUUGCCAAACCUUUCAAGCACCUGAAAUUUCCAUGAAUCUUGAUGGAUCACGACGGGUUACAUUUUAUGGCAUGUUGCAGUGUGCAAAUUGUGGCACAAGUUGUCCAUCUGGUGCUAAAAAGUGCAGAUGCUGUAACACUCUGUUGCUAAACCCAGAAGAAAACGUUUGCAUAUCUGAGGAUGAAAAGACACUUCAGCUGCUACCAAGCAGUGUACGAGAGGAGCUAAAUCUCAUAAAAGCCAAAGGACAUGUCAGUAAAAAUGAUUCACUGAGUUCUCAUCAGUUGAACUGCAUUCAGAGGACCUCCAAUAAUUUGUCUGCCACCCAAAGCAAUCUUUUAAACAGAUUCCAGCAAACCGAGCAUCCAAGGAUGAACAACAGUGAUGGCAAGCAUUUUUGUCAAAUGUGGGAGGAACAAGUGUCGUGUAAAGUGCAGGAUAUCGGAUUGUUUAAAGAUUCUUCAGCACAAGCAAGCAUUUCACUUGACAGGGAGCUUGAGAUGCAAGACCAAAAUCCAAGUAGUGAUUAUGACCAGGUAUCCCUGUUACCAGACACCAAUUCAGGUAUUCCCAAUUUAGAAAAGGAGACUCUGCCUGAAUUUUACAGUUUCAAUAGCACCACAAUAGAGCACACAUCUGCACAGUUGUGUGACGUCACGGACACCUCUAUGAUGGCUACUGAAAGCCGCAUUGAGGCAUUUAUCGGUGAUGAGCCUGCAGACUGUGGCGCAGACAAAAUUACGUUCCAUGAUUCAGUAUCAACCCUCAGCAACUCCUCAGAGUGGACUGAUCUCACAGAAGAUUGCCAUAGUCUCAGUAAUGAGGAUGAACCAGAAUGUGAGGCAGAGAAGUUUCAUAGUGUGAUUGUCGAAGAAGCCUCAAAUUCAACUGACUGUAUUCCAUGCAUUAAUCCCAGCUGUUCAGCAUCUGGCCAGUGUACUCAAGAGGUUGUGAUUACACAUGAGAGCUACAUUUCUUCUGCCAGCCCGAAUGACCUAAAUGUUAAAACCACAACACCGUGUGAGGUCUCUCCUUUUCCCCCCAAUGUGAGCCAAGCUGUGGAUGUCAGCACUGAGUUUAGAGCUUGUUUUACAGCCACCCGGGCAACAGAAAUCACUGAGGACUUCUUUGUGAAGCAUUGCCAAGAUGAUUCCACUGACGGUGACUCGUGUCCUGUUAACCGGGCGACAAUUCAUACACUCACUUCAGACAAAAACACUGUUACUGAUGUCUAUAUGUCUGACUUGGAUGCUAUUUGUGAGGAAUUUGGGAAAUUCCAAAUGAUUGAAGAAGAGCUAAUUCAUUUAAAAGAAGAAAUGGCAAGAUCUGGUCCUGACAAUGUAGGAGGGCCCAGGAGUGAACAACAGAACGGUAUUUGUGGAUGUGGUGCCAUUUCACGUGCUAAACGGGCCGAGUUGCGUCUACUGGCUCUGCAGUUUGCCAUGUGCCAGCAACAUUGCUGGAGGCGCUUCCACACAUCACCACAGGGUGAAACUUCACUUCAGAGAAUCGAAGCACUGCCUGAUUCAAUGUCGCAGACCCUGAUUAUCUUGGAGGACAAUUACCUCAAGAUGAAGAGGAAGAUACUGGAAGGUGUUCCUUUGGAUAAUCUCAAGCCUCUUACUGUGGACACUAAGAGAUUAAAAACUGUAACAUGCUACAGACCAUCUUUGAUUCAUGAGACUUUGAUAGGUGACAGUCUGCCUGAGCUUUCUUUCAAAAGGCCCAGUGUUCUUCAAGAUGAAGGUCAGACUAACCAAGCUGAUGUGUUGAAAAUUAACAUCACAGGUGGAGGACACCUCAGCAAGAAUUUAACAACUUCUCAGGGACAGACAUUGUGUGAUUCUGCCACAUUGUCUAAAACUGCCAGCAGUGAAAGAAGUAGAGAUGUGCCUGCCUCCAGCCAACAAUCAGCAGACUCGAUUGAUACCAAGCUUUGUACUACUAAAGACAUCAACAGCAGUGAUGCCUGGUUUGAUGCAAAGGAAGAAAUUCUAUGUGACAGUCAGAUUUGUGAAGACAAUCAAUCAGGGCACAUAGAGCGAAGAGACUCGAAUCAGCAACAAAAAGUGGAUGCCAGUGGAAUGAAAGAUCGGUGUUUCUUGCUUUGUGUCUCAAACUUGCCAAACGGUGUUACUGAGCGUGAUCUGCUGCUUUGGUUUGCGAAGUACCAUGCCAGUCAAGUGUCCCUUUCCAAUUUUAGUAACACUGGGGUUGCAAUAGUUAGCGUGAGAGAUGCCAAGGAUCUAGAGGCUGCAGUAAGAGAGAUGAAUGGCCGAUCUAUUCAAGGCCACACUCUCCAUGUGGAACACAUCUACACGUCGCCUGCAGAUCGUCAAGCCACCUGCAAAGAGUCCCACAUUCAACUUUCACCAGCUGCCCAUAAACCAGGGUUUGCAGGAAAAGGGAAUAAUAAUGUUUCCAGACCACUCUGCUGCAGUCUGGAUAAGCUUACCAAUAUAUGCAGUACACCCACUGCAUCUGGUACAUGUGUGCCACAGCACUAUGGCACCAUGGGCAGUUUUGAUACAAUCAUGGCCCAGUUAUCAGUGAGUCACCCACAAAUGGGAAGACAGCGGAUCGUCAACGCUUUGCUACAGUUGCAGGCAAAGCAUCAUGGUGUCCUCAGUGGUCUGCCUCUCAAAGAUAUAGUGGAAAUGACCUCUGAACUUCUCACUCGCUCAACCACAAACUGAGCCAGACAAAGGCCACAUUCUUCGAGUGUAUAUUUGAGUCUUUUAUUUGUUUCUUUGGUUCUAUUAGGCAUUUAAUUAGUUCAGAAGUAAGUUUGGUUCUUUUGGUGAUCUUAUGAUUGUGAUCGUUGUUUAUAUGGGUAUUUUCAAUAGGUGUUUUGUUGUAAAAUGUUUAUAUUAAGGAAAAUGUUAUUCCUUUUAAAAUAGGUUUACCUAGUUGCAAGUCACAGGUAAAAAAUGGUCUGUUUAACAUUUUGUAUUAAUUGGCCACUUUAUGCACUCAUGCAAGUGCUUUUGACAAAUUAGAUUAACAGAAGUCUGAACAAUGUAAAAAAAAAAAAACACCUUUUUUUUUGAUUGGAUAUACUUAGUUAUUCAAGAUGUUUCUUUUUUUUGUGUGUACUUUGAGUAUGCAUGAGGUAUGUUUCCUAAUUUACACCAAACUGUGUUCAGUGUUUAGCUGGGUUUCAGUAUUGUGUGUGUAUAGUUGUUCAGAAAAGUUAAUCAUUAGACAGUUAAGGCUUUUGAAAAGCAAAACCAAUUUUCUAAUGUUCUGUUCAAUUAUUAAUAAAAACAUUUUGUGCCGUCUU
Silurus meridionalis is the source of this 3793-nucleotide messenger RNA. It is a transcript of the gene rbm44, whose product is annotated as RNA binding motif protein 44. Lineage: Eukaryota; Metazoa; Chordata; Actinopteri; Siluriformes; Siluridae. The transcript is spliced from 18 exons. Gene Ontology annotation, molecular function: RNA binding. The coding region runs from base 141 to 3206 and encodes 1021 amino acids. The record is from RefSeq and is a predicted model, not a curated record.